GGUCGCGAGACGAUUCAGUGGCUAAAGGUCGCUGUAUAGUGUCAUCCGAUUGGGUGGUAUUACAAAGUUUCGAGAUUUAGAUGAAAUAAUCGGCUGUAGCUAUUUUCCGAAUUAUAAAAUGGGCGAUUCGCAAACUCGAGGAAAGGUAAUAAAAUGUAAAGCAGCUGUUGCUUGGGAUCCAAAAAAAGAUCUGGUGAUCGAAACCGUAGAAGUUGCACCACCCAGGAAGGGAGAAGUCAGAAUCAAGAUACUGGCUAGUGCAUUUUGUCACACGGAUGCUUACACGUUAGACGGUUUGGAUCCAGAAGGAGUGUUUCCAUGCAUUUUAGGACACGAGGGAGCAGGAAUUGUGGAGAGUGUUGGUGAUGGCGUUAAUUCUGUUAAGCCUGGUGACCUCGUCAUUCCUCUUUACAUUCCUCAAUGUAAUGAUUGCAAAUUUUGCAAAAGUUCAAAAACAAAUCUGUGCAGUAAAAUUAGGGAUACUCAGGGCAGAGGGGUUAUGCCAGAUGGUACAUCACGUUUCUCCUGCAAUGGUAAGCCAGUUUAUCAUUUCAUGGGAACCAGUACAUUUAGUGAAUAUACCGUUGUGGCUGAAAUUUCCGUUGCCAAGGUAAAUCCUUCCGCUCUGCCAAACAAGAUAUGCUUAUUGGGAUGUGGCAUUUCUACCGGUUAUGGUGCCGCUCUAAACACUGCCAACGUCGAGGAGGGUUCCACUGUUGCAAUAUGGGGACUCGGAACCGUCGGACUGGCCGUGGCCAUGGGAUGUCGCGAGAGAGGAGCCAAGCGAAUCAUUGGAAUUGACAUUGAUCCGAGUAAACUUGCCUUAGGGAAAAAGUUUGGCUGUACUGAAUUUGUUAAUCCUAAAGAAUUAACAAAACCAACCAAAGAUGCAUUAAUUGAAAUGACUGAUGGAGGCUUGGAUUACACAUUCGAAUGCAUCGGUAAUGUUAACACAAUGAGAGAGGCUCUCGAAUCCUGCCACAAAGGAUGGGGCACAUCCGUCAUCAUUGGAGUGGCUGGCGCAGGAGAAACCAUAUCUACUCGUCCCUUUCAGCUAGUCACUGGACGAAUCUGGAAAGGAUCUGCCUUUGGAGGUUGGAAGAGUAGAGACAGUGUGCCAAAAUUAGUUGACCGGUACAUGGAUGGAAAGUUGGCGGUAGACGAAUUUGUCACUCACGAAGUCAAACUGGAUAACAUCAAUGAAGCAGUCUCUCUUUUGCAUUCAAAAAAAUCAUUGAGAACAGUUAUAACUUUUUGAAUGACUGGAGAGAACUCAUGUUUUUUUGAUAUUUUUUUAGAAUAAAACUUAUUUUCGAGUAUA
This is a messenger RNA of Centruroides sculpturatus (bark scorpion), 1321 nucleotides long. RefSeq names its product alcohol dehydrogenase class-3-like (gene Fdh). Lineage: Eukaryota; Metazoa; Arthropoda; Arachnida; Scorpiones; Buthidae. The record is from RefSeq and is a predicted model, not a curated record. Gene Ontology annotation, cellular component: cytosol. The transcript has 10 exons. The coding region runs from base 119 to 1258 and encodes 379 amino acids. Gene Ontology annotation, biological process: formaldehyde catabolic process. Gene Ontology annotation, molecular function: S-(hydroxymethyl)glutathione dehydrogenase [NAD(P)+] activity; zinc ion binding.